Molecule: messenger RNA, 759 nt
Organism: Drosophila rhopaloa
Lineage: Eukaryota; Metazoa; Arthropoda; Insecta; Diptera; Drosophilidae
Exons: 1
Coding region: 67-759 (230 amino acids)
Source: RefSeq, a predicted model, not a curated record
CACAUUCACAGCAAAAAUUCCUAUUUUAUACAUUUUUACACGCACAAAUUCAAAUCCUUGGUCGGCAUGAUCAGUAAAUCCAUGUAUUGGAUUCGUGGUCGGAGAUGGAAUUCGGGUACCGAAUCUGAGUUCCUAAUCUACCAACCCGAUUCCCUGCGGCCAGUGCUGUUUUUAUUUUAUACCCUGGAAACGGUGUUCAACAUGUUCUGCAUGGGGUUUCACAUAGAGGGCUUCAUGACCGUCGAUAUGGAAACGCUCCACUGGGAUGGCCAGUCGCUGCAAUAUUUUUACCUGGUCACUUUCUACAUUUUUAUGGUUUGGACUCCGUUUCAGAGCAUUGGGAUUUGCACGGGUCACAGGCCCAACGUUUGUGUGGAGAUCUGGAAGUCAUUGGCUGCCGCCAUUGCCUUCAUCAUAAUAUCCCUGACCACGAUGUGGGAUGCAGAGCGGCAGUUUCAUCUGUUCUUUGAUACUGAAGUCAAGGAGGUAUCGGGCAAAUACAACGCGCCAGUUCCCGUUCACCGGUUCUUUUACUAUAUGCGGGGACAGUCCAUUUCCUCGUUGGCCUGUGGACUUCUCUAUAUGCUCCAUGCCACCAUAAUGAUCGACGUCAAGUUGACCACGGACUUGAACAACGGCGAACAUGGUGGUAACCACAUGCCCAUCCCCUUGUUUGUAAUGGGCGGAAUGGUCCACAGGAAGCUGAAUUCCUACGAAUGGUUCCGGGAGUUCUGCGAGAACAACACCAUUGACUUAUAG